Molecule: messenger RNA, 390 nt
Organism: Hyaloperonospora brassicae
Lineage: Eukaryota; Oomycota; Peronosporomycetes; Peronosporales; Peronosporaceae
Source: the annotation of a GenBank genome assembly
AUGGCUAAACGCUUUGCCGUCCUUCUUCUAGUGGUCCUGGGCGCUGUGCUAAGUUGCGCACUUGCGGACGAUACCCCUGCGGUUCCAGCGGUCGAGGAUGCCAAAACGGAGGAGACGCCGCCCGGUGUGACUGUCUUCGAAGACAAGGAGCCCGUGCCGACGAACAAGGAGCAGUUUGAGCAGUUUGUUGGCGGUGGCGGCGGUGGCGGUGGCGGCGGCUUUAUCCCAACGGGAGGAAUCACGUACCGUUGGCGCUACACGUAUCCGUUCGCGGGAGGCUUCCGAUACGGCUGGCGCUAUCCGAUCACUUACUGGAAGUCGUUUGGACAGUCGAUCUACGGCUCGGGCUGCCACUUCCGUCGUCCGUUUGGCAGCUGGUACUACUGUUAA